AUUCGACACCCACAAGGUAUUUCAAGUCCCAUGGAAGUGAGAUGCUGAUACUAAUGAGGACAGAUGCAGGGUACAGGCGAGAUGGCUUCUCUCUGGAAUACAAGAUUGAACCAUGUGGCGGAUGUUCAUCCCCUACAAGCAGCUCCGGCCCGGCAUGUCUGGACACACAGACAUACACGUGUAGAGGCCGAUACACUACCAGCUGUGGAUUCUGGGGAUGGGGGCGAUGCUCACGGUACAGACUGAAUACAUGUUACAGGCAAGUGAAAACAUGUUGUAGUGGAUUCAGACUCAACGGCAGCUGGUGUUACCGCCGAGUCUCAACACCAACACCAUACUGGAAACUCGGCAAUCAGCGCCAGACGAAUGUGCAGUAAACGGGCUCCCAUUACACAACAUGGUCUGAUGUGUUAUGACUCUUCAAUGUAUACAAUCUAUGAUCUUGCGCAGUAAUACUUGAAUGUAUCUACUCAUGUUUGAAGACUGAUGUGUUGUGAACUGUCAACAUGUACAAGCUUGUAUUAGGCAUGACAUCUGUACAAUAAUGUAUGAAUGUUUCUACCUCUUGGUUACCCAGAAGGAUACGGUGCUAUUAUGAAAACGAACCAAAUGAACCCAGGAGCAAACAAGUAAUAUUACUCAUAACACCGACUUACCUAAUUGCUCAAGCUUAGACGAUCCGCAAUUAUACAACUUUGUUUGGAUGAUAUUCGUAUAAAACGAUUGUAACAAGAUAUGUCACCUGUCAACCUGUGUGACUUUUGUAUAGAGUGAAUGUACCUACUGAUGUGAAUAAAAAAAUGUGGAAAAAAAACAAAAAAAACUCGGCAAUCAGCUGAUUUAGAAAAAGUUUCAAGUUGAUCAAUAAGGCAAAUUGUCUUCAUACAGUACAAUAAGUAGACACGGGAUAUGAUUGUAUCAUCUGGAAUUAUGUUAAUUAUGUAACUUACUGAGAGAAAAAUAUAUUAUGUCUGUUUGGGCAACCAGCUGUAUAAGUGCUCCUUUAAAGUGCUCUUUUAAGUGCUCCUUUUGACAAAUAAAUAUUUGUAAAAUAGAUAAACAUUGGGAGGCAGAGCAUGAAACAUAGUACAUAAAAUAGUCCCACCGUUUGUGCAGUAUUACUGAUUAGAGUAUCUGAAUAUAUUGAGAGUUCAUUAUAUCGUAGUUAUUACAUGUGCUUGUAUACACGCGGUACCAGGGAGAAGAUUUAAUUUCCUAGAUGUCAUAUAUAAUUACAAAUACACAUUAUCGUUAUUCACUUGUAAAUGAUUUACUAAAAAUGUUGCUAUCAUUGUUAUUAAUUCAUUAUCCAUAAUAUUUAACAUUAAAUAUUGUGUUUAUUCUCAAUACCGAGUGUUAGUGCGCAAAUUAGUCACAUGCUCGGCGGAAGUUCCAAACCCAAGUUCUUUCCAAAUUAUCGCCCUUGGUCUUUUUUUCAUCCACCGAGUUACAGAAAUAGAUAGUUUAUAGCCAAAGACUGUGUGGCCACAGGACCAUGGCUUGCAAUAUUUAGGAAGAGGCUGCAUACAAAAUAAACCAAAUUCUAACUGAGGGCGUGAUGAAUAUUUACCGACAGAUUUCGUAUAACAUCAAUGUUAACUGAACCUAAUAGAGAGACAAAUUUGUGGAUACUGGGAUUUGCAUAGAAAAUGUCAUUGACAUUAAAAGAUAGGUUUCUGUGUAUGUAUGAUAUUUGAAUAGCUUAUAGCAAUUACAUUUGCUAGACAUCUACAAAAGGAAGAUAUGUUUGAAAGUACAUAAUCUUUAAGGGUUUGACUUAUGGACAACAAUUCUUUAUGUUUAUUCCAUAAAUAACUAUAUCCACAUUCAUUUAGCAACCAUUUAACAUUACAAACCUAAUUUUUAGCUCCAUGGCUUACUUGUAUAUUACAACGUCAACAAUAAUUUAUUGGCAAUCUAUCACACGGCAUCUUUAAAAUUUUAAACCAAUAUUUAGUUAUUCUAGCGUACCAGAAGACAUCUAGAGGAUACAGAUUAUGAUAUAUCUGAUAUCUAAUUGUUUAUUCCUGGAUUGAGGUGACGUGAAUUGAAUGUGGUGAAGUGAUUGUUUGCUACAUGUAUUGCUACACUUAUUUGUCAUCAUUUUCUACAGUUUAUAUAAUAUCUAUGAAAUAAAUAUAUAGGUUUACAAGUAAA
Molecule: messenger RNA, 2157 nt
Organism: Haliotis rubra (blacklip abalone)
Lineage: Eukaryota; Metazoa; Mollusca; Gastropoda; Lepetellida; Haliotidae
Exons: 4
Coding region: 42-377 (111 amino acids)
Source: RefSeq, a predicted model, not a curated record